Messenger RNA from Oncorhynchus keta (chum salmon), 1792 nucleotides. Its product is annotated as homeobox protein Hox-A4-like. Gene Ontology annotation, biological process: anterior/posterior pattern specification; regulation of transcription by RNA polymerase II; embryonic skeletal system morphogenesis. Lineage: Eukaryota; Metazoa; Chordata; Actinopteri; Salmoniformes; Salmonidae. Gene Ontology annotation, cellular component: nucleus. Gene Ontology annotation, molecular function: DNA-binding transcription factor activity, RNA polymerase II-specific; RNA polymerase II cis-regulatory region sequence-specific DNA binding. The transcript has 2 exons. The record is from RefSeq and is a predicted model, not a curated record. Bases 263 to 1003 code for a protein of 246 amino acids.
GUGAGUUGAUUGUUUUUUUCUUGAUAUAUUUUGAUUUAAUAAGGAAAACACAACGUAGGCUAGUCGGAGCAAUUUUCGUUGUGCCAAUGCCAGGCUUUCCAUUGGUUCCUGUUUACAUGAUGCCCACAGGAGACGUGGUGAUUGGUGGCGGUUUACACGUGACCAGACAACUUUGUACAUUUGACAGAGAGUAGGAGGGUUUGGUGGAGAUCAGAAAAACGACAGCACGAUAAAAAUUAGUAUUGUUGCACUUCACAAAUUAAUGAUCAUGAGUUCGUAUUUGAUAAACUCGAACUAUAUCGAACCUUCCUUUCCUCCAUGCGACGAAUAUCAACAGAACGGAUACAUCCCCGCCCCUACUGAGUACUACGAACGGCCAAAAGAUUCGGGCUUUCCCCAUCAUGACGAGGCGUCGUAUCCGAGGUCAAACUACACAGAACCGAGCUACGACUACGGUAAUGUCCCCAGUAAUGGACUCGACGAUUUUACCGACAGGCAUCAGGCACAACCUCAGCCCAUUGCCCAGAACCAUGGCCCUCGCCUCAACCCAGUCCCAGACAGCGGUGUGGUGGAGGACGUCAGCAAAGACUGCAGCCUCGCUACUGAGUCUUAUCCCGGUGCACAGAAGGGCAAAGAACCGCCGGUGGUCUACCCCUGGAUGAAGAAGGUCCAUGUUGUCAAUGCUAGUUACAGUGGAGGAGUGCCCAAGAGGUCCCGCACUGCCUAUACCCGCCAGCAGGCUCUCGAGCUGGAGAAAGAAUUCCACUUCAACCGCUACCUGACCCGACGCAGGCGCGUGGAGAUCGCGCACACGAUGUGCCUUUCCGAACGUCAGGUGAAGAUAUGGUUCCAGAACAGAAGGAUGAAGUGGAAGAAAGAUCAUAAGCUUCCGAACACCAAGAUUCGCUCUGCGAGCUCAUCCUCGGGAGCCCAGCAGCAGCAGCAAAUCAAAACUGGCACGCACCAGCAGCUCGUUCCCACGCCUUGCGCCGCGACCCUAUAGUGAUGGAACCCUCGCGCCAAACCAACAGACUGAAAAUGGCAAACAGAACACAGAAACGGAAUUUUGUGGACCGAUUCUCGAGUAUGUCCCCUAUGGUAUUACCCUCUUCUUGGCUUUUGGGCCUGUCACCUCCUUUCAAUACCCUUUCCCCUCUCAACCUCAACCUCCUCUCUCCGUUUUUUCGCUCUCUCCUAAUUUUUUAGCUCGAAAUCCGCCACUUGCUGCCCAUGAUGGCAACUGAAAUGUAUGUGUUUAUUAAGACAGAAGGAUAACUCACACUCGAAUGUAUCACAGGACUUUGGAUUAUAUGUAUCAUUGCAUAGAAUGAAAAUAAAAGAGAAUGAGACGAGAGAUAAGUGAGGUCUCAUUUUUAUUGUUGUUCUAUGCAAUAAUUUUGUUUAUUCUCAUGGAAAUAUAUACUUGAAAGGAAAACGAUGCAGGCUUAGAAUGAGACAGUGUCAGAGUUAGGGUUUAGCUCGUGAUGUGUGAGUGAGUUGGUUUACUGUUGAGUGUAUUAUUAAGUCGUGUAAUGUCCAGGUGACUUUCACCCCUAAUGAGUAUAGACAAAUCAUAGCAAAGGCACAAUAUUGAAUCCAUUUUGUAGGCUAAAAAAAGGCAACCUUGUUUGUUUGUUUGUUCGUGUAGCCGUGUAGACUAGUUUGUCCAUAUUUUGUGGUGUGCUCUAAACUGUGAAUAUUUGUAUAUGUUGUCUGAUUAAUGGACGUUGUAAUAAUGUAUUGUAAUUUAGGCCCAUGCAAGAAACUUCCCGUGAAAUAAAUAUGUACUUAA